CUGACUGCUGUGGGGCUGUAGAGGGCAAAACCGGUGGGAUCUGGAGCGGAGACUCAGCAGCGCUUUGUUUGUGAAAUCCGGUGCUGCUGCUGUGGCGGGGCGCUGCGUCAGUCAGGCGCUCACGUUUGCUAGAGAACAUGUCAGGAAACAGUCUGGUAUUACCCAUAGUGCUGUGGGGCCGCCAUGCUCCCACCCACUGCAUCUCCAGCCUGCUGGUGAUGGAUGACCUGGCCACCAUCAUCAGCGGCUGCCAUGAUGGUCAGAUCUGCAUCUGGGACUUGACCCCUGACCUUGAGAUUAACCCGCGCGCUCUGCUGUUUGGUCACAGCACCUCCGUCACCUGUCUGUCCAAGGCCAGUGCCAGCAGUGAAAAGCAGUACAUGGUCAGCGCCUCAGAGAGCGGAGAGAUGUGUCUGUGGGAUGCGAGUGAUGGUCGCUGCAUUGAGUUCACCAAGCUGGCCUGUGCUCACACAGGCAUACAGUUUUAUCAGUUCACCAUCGGCACCCAGCGUGAGGGACGUCUCCUGUGUCAUGGUCACUACCCAGAGAUCCUCGUCGUGGAUGCCACCAGUCUGGAAGUCCUUUACUCUCUGGUGUCCAAAAUAUCUCCUGACUGGAUCAGCUCCAUGAGCAUCAUCCGCUCGCAUCGCACCCAGGAAGACACGGUGGUAGCAGUGUCUGUGACCGGAAUUCUGAAAGUGUGGAUCAUCACAGCAGAAGUGAGCCGAAUGCAGGAUCUGGACCCUGUGUUUGAGGAGGAGUCGAAGCCGAUCUACUGCCAGAGCUGUCAGAGUAUUUCAUUCUGCGCCUUCACACAGCUGUCUCUGCUCGUCGUCUGCUCCAAAUACUGGAGGGUGUUCGACGCAGGAGAUUUCUCGCUCCUGUGCUCCGUGCCCAGUGAUAACGAGCAGGCGUGGACAGGAGGAGAGUUCAUCGCUGUCGAUAAAGUUAUAAUCUGGACCGAAGACGGCUGCAGUUACAUCUACAAACUUCCAGCCAGCUGUCUUCCAGCCAGUGAGCACUUCCGUAGUGAUGUAGGGAAAACUGCAGAAGGCUCCAUCCCACCUCUGGUGUACAGCAUUGCAGACCGUACAGACAAGCAGCUGGAGGAGGAGUGCGAGGGCCAGUGUGUUAUCGUGUGUAUCCCUGACAGCGCGUCCGGUCCGGAGCUCUACACUCCUGAGCUGCUGUACCUCCAGCAGCCUCUAGAGGCACCAUUACUGAUCUGUCCUCCAGUGACGCGGUUCUUUUACGGACGCAGAGAGCCGUUCCAUAAGCUGCUGGUUCAGGGCGACUCAGCGGGCAGGCUGACGCUGUGGAGCAUUCCGGACACUUCACCGCUGCAGCCGCUGUCUUCAGCCGCAGAGCUGCAGGUUUCCUCCACUAUCAGCCUGCAGGAGGCGUUCGAUAAGCUCACGCCACUCCCCGCGGGCAUCAUCGACCAGCUGAGCGUGCUGCCAGGCUCUGAGGAACCCAUAAAGGUGACCGCGAGCGUGUACAUCCCGUCUCAGGGCCGCCUGGUAUGCGGCAGGGAAGACGGCAGCAUCGUCCUGGUGCCCGCCACGCAGACCGCCAUCGUCCAGCUGCUGCAGGGAGAACACAUGCUGCGUCGAGGCUGGCCUCCACACCGCACCCUGCGAGGACACAGGAAUAAGGUGACGUGUCUGCUGUACCCUCACCAGGUGUCCCCGCGUUACGAUCAGCGCUCUCUGGUGUCCGGCGGUGUGGAUUUCUCCGUCAUCGUGUGGGACAUUUUCACCGGAGAGAUGAAACACAUCUUCUGUGUGCACGGAGGAGAGAUCACCCAGCUCCUCGUCCCGCCAGAGAACUGCAGCACGCGUGUUCAGCACUGCGUGUGCUCCGUAGCGAGCGAUCACUCGGUGGGUUUGCUGAGUCUCCGAGAGAGGAAGUGCAUCAUGCUGGCCUCGCGCCACCUCUUCCCCAUCCAGGUUAUAAAAUGGCGCCCGUGCGACGAUUACCUGGUAGUCGGCUGCUCUGAUGGCUCUGUAUACGUCUGGCAGAUGGACACAGGGGCAUUGGACCGGUGCGUGAUGGGGAUAACAGCGGUGGAGAUAUUAAAUGCAUGCGACGAGGCCGUGCCGGCGUCUGUAGACGGCCUGAAUCACGCAGCGGUGAAUCUGAAGCAGGCCAUGACACGCCGCAGCCUGGCAGCACUCAAGAACAUGGCACAGCAUAAACUGCACACACUCGCCACCAACCUGCUCGCUGCAGACAACGCAGACAAGGGCAACUUGCCGAAAUAUUCCCAUAAUGCACUGGUGGUGCAGGCGAUGAAGACCAACCUGACCGACCCGGACAUGCACGUUCUGUUUUUCGACGUGGAAGCCGUGAUCAUCCAGCUACUCACCGAGGAGGCACAGCGUCCCAGUCCCACACUCGUGUCCCCGGAAACGCUGCAGAAAACCCCAGGGGGCGCCGAUAAGGGUGGAUCCUUCCUGGCCAAUAAGAUCUUCAAGCAGGUGAAAGAGACCAUCAAAGAGAACAUCAAGGAGCACCUGUUGGACGAAGAUGAAGAUGAGGAGGAGGAGGCUCGCCGCCGUGAGGAGAAAUCCAAGUCCCUCAGCCUGCUGGAGUACAACCUGACCAUGGACACGGCCAAGCUCUUCAUGUCCUGCCUGCACGCGUGGGGCCUGAACAGCAUGCUGGACGAGGUGUGCGUGAGCCGACUGGGCAUGCUCAGACCGCACACGCCCAUCUCCUUCGGCCUGAUCUCGCGUGGAGGUCACAUGUCCCUCAUGCUGCCCACCUUUAAGGACUCGUUGUUGAGGCAGCUAGCGAGGGGCGUCGGCCCUGAAGGCAGGAAGCUCUCUGUUUCCGAAGUGGUGGGAAAAGGCACGUACGGCGUCUCGCGUGCGGUCACGACCCAGCACCUGCUGUCUGUCAUCUCACUGGCGAACACACUAAUGGGCAUGACCAACGCCACGUUCAUGGGCGAGCACAUGAAGAAAGCGCCAGCCAGGCCUCCAAGACCCGGUGCCCCAGAGAGCCCCAAAAAGAUGCCCCCCCAGGUCUCCACCCCGGCAGUGCAGUCCCAGAUCAAACAAGGUUGGAGUCAGCUGGCUGCGAUGCACUGUGUGAUGCUGCCUGAUCUGCUGGGGCUCGAUAAGUUCAGACCUCCCCUACUGGAGAUGCUCGCGCGCAGGUGGCAGGAUCGCUGCUUGGAGGUGAGGGAAGCGGCCCAGGCUCUCUUGUUAGCAGAGUUGCGCAGGGUUGGUCAAUCUGGCAGGAAGGACACCAUCGACAUGUGGGCUCCAUACCUGCCUCAGUAUGUGGAUGCUGUAAGCUCACCUGGAGCCGCUCCAGAGACAGCCCAGCCGACUCCACCCCCAGCCGAAGCCCCACCCACCGAACCCAAAGCUCCAGAGGAAGAGAUGGACGUCACUGACGAUGACAUCACUGCAGGAUGUCUGAGUAACCUCGCUCCCAGCCUCAAGAAGAUCUCCAACUCGUACGAGGAGCGGAGGAAGCAGGCGACGGCCAUCGUGCUGCUUGGUGUGAUCGGGGCCGAGUUCGGAGCAGAGAUCGAGCCGCCCAGGCUGCCGUCCCGCCCCAGAACCAGCGGCCAGGCACCCGACGGCUUCGGACUCACCACCGGGGGCUCCAACUACUCACUGGCACGCCACACCUGUAAGGCGUUGACGUUCCUCCUCCUCCAGCCCCCGAGCCCCAAACUCCCCGCCCACAGCACCAUCCGCCGCACCGCCAUCGAUCUGAUUGGCCGAGGUUUCACCGUGUGGGAGCCGUAUAUGGACGUGUCGGCUGUGCUCAUGGGCCUGCUGGAGCUGUGCGCCGACGCCGAGAAACAGCUGGCCAACAUUACAAUGGGUCUUCCCCUGAACCCGGCGGCCGACUCUGCCCGCUCUGCUCGCCACGCCCUCUCUCUGAUCGCCACGGCACGACCGCCUGCCUUUAUCACCACCAUCGCCAAAGAGGUGCACAGACACACAGCAAUGCAGUCUCAGGGAUCACAGUCUCAGCAGAAUGUUCACACCACCACUCUGGCUCGAGCCAAAACUGAGAUCUUGCGCGUCAUCGACAUCCUCAUUGAGAAAAUGCCUUCAGACGUCGUGGACCUGCUGCUGGAGGUGAUGGACAUUAUUAUGUACUGCAUUGACGGCUCUCUGAUAAAAAAGAAAGGUCUCUCUGAGUGCUUCCCUGCAAUCUGCAAGUUCUACAUGGUGGCUUAUUGUGAUCGGAGUUACCGUGUGGCCGUCGGUUCUCGUCAGGGUUCUGUUGCUCUUCAUGAUGUUCGUACGGGAAAGUGCCAGCACAUCCACGGUCAUAAAGGCCCCAUCACCGCCGUGGCCUUCGCUCCGGACGGACGCUAUCUGGCCAUCUACUCCAACGCUGACAGCCACAUCAGCUUCUGGCAGAUGAACACGUCAAUCUUGGGCAGUAUAGGAAUGCUAAACUCCGCCCCUCAGCUGCGCUGCAUUAAGACCUACCAGGUUCCCCCGGUGCAGCCGGCGUCUCCCGGCUCUCAGAACGCCCUCAAACUGGCUCGGCUCAUCUGGACCUCCAACCGCAACGUCAUCCUGAUGGCCCACGACGGUAAAGAACACCGCUUCAUGGUGUGAGGAAGCUCAUACCAGCACCGAGCUCAGGCUCUCGUCGAGAACUUCAGGACCGUGUACCUCCGAGCAGAACGGAACCCAGGCCACGUCCGGGAGGAGGAGUUUUAUUCAACACUUUGUGUGUUUACAUCACUGUUUUGGGUUUUUUUUCCAUUCCGCUUUUUAUUUAAACCGCUUCUAAAUGUACUUAUGUGUCUGGUAGCUUAUUGAGGAUGAAGAAUUUUGGACAAUCAUCAUUGUUGUCGUUGUGUGAGGGGGUCAAAGGUCAACUGGGGACUUUUUAAGAUAUGACGGGAUUGAUGGGAGUUUUCAUUUCAUUUCAUUUGCACAUCGCAAAAGAGAACCAAAUGUUUCUGGCACAUAACCUGAUCUCCCUGGGGCCCCUGUGCUCCUCCUCCUGCCACACCCUCGUAACUCUGUGAUCCGUGUGUGAUCUCCGAAACUGUUCCUGCAUGAGGUCCUGAAACUUUUUCUCUCACAUUUCAACCAGACCAAAAUGGACCAGAGCCACUUCGUGCAUGGGCUUAGUUUAAAAAACAUUGUCCUACUUCCUGCUUUGGGAUUGUCAACAAUCUGGAUACUUCCUGUUUUACAGUUUCUCGGUAGAACAACAAGCCUGAUUUUUGCUGCUUUCUGUUUUGCCCUAGAUAAUUAAUGUAGCCACUUCCUGUUUUGGCUUGGUAUCCAGAUUCUCCCACUUCCUGUUUUGGCAUAGCUGGCAGACCUCGCUACUUCCUGUUUUGCAUUGAUGCCAGAUCUGUCCACUUCCUGUUUUGUCUUAGUUGGCACACCUGGCCAGUUCCUGUUUCGGCUUAUUUGGCAGAUCUCGCCACUUCCUGUUUUGCCAUAGUUUCCAGAUUUGGCCACUUCCUGUUUUGGCGUAGCUGGCAGAUCUGGCCACUUCCUGUUUUGCAUAGUUGCCAGGUCUGGCCACUCCUCUUUUGGCUUAGUUGGCAGAUCUGUCAACUUCCUGUUUUGGCAUAAUUGCCAAAUCUGGCCACUUCCUGUUUUGGCAUAGUUGGCAGAUCUUGCCACUUCCUGUUUGGGCGUAAUCAACAAACCUAACCCCUUCUGCAUUCAGCGAAUCAGACCCCUUACUGUUAUGAUGUAAUCUGCAAACCCAACCUCUUUGAUUAACCUUUAUAAAUAAACCCCGCCCCUUUUCAUGCCAUGUAGAGGUGGCCUUGAGUCCUGGUCUGACUUCUCACUGAAAGUGUGUCGUGGAGAAACAUAAUCAUAUCACAUGCUGUUGAUUCGUACAUGUUACGUCACCGGGAAGACGCCUGAUCGCAGCUCGUUGUGUUUAUCUAGCUUAAAAAAAAGUGUUUUGUUGUUUUUGUUUUGUCUCGUCGAGCCGUGAGCUGUUUUUUUGUGUUAUUGUGGAAUAUUUGCUAGCGUGUUGUUGAGACGCUGUAUCGCUAUUUAUCAAAGUAGCUUUUCUUAUGUGGGCUUUGGAGUUAGUGUGUGUUGCUAAUGCUGACAAGCCUGCUAACACACACACACACACACACACACACACACACACACACACACACACACACACCAUGUGCUGUAGAUACUAGCUCAGAAUAAAUGAAAGUACAAAAGACUAUUUUUGACAAAUUUUUGUGUGUAUGUUUGUUAGUCUGGAUUUUGGUGCCGCAAAAAGGUGUGUUUUUUGCACGUGUGUGCUUGAAUGUUAAAGGUAGUGGUUACGUUUCAUUCUGAAGACAAUUGCCUCGAAAUCACAAGGUUUGAUGAGACCUGUUGCGUUUUAACAAAUUAAUGACGUCCAUAUUUCGGAUGCCAAACGUUUACAUUUUAACAUGUAUGCAAUUUGUUUAUUUACAAAUGUUUCCUAGUUUAUUGACUUACCCGAGGAUGAUUGCUGAAAUAGCAGCAAAAUUUUUCCUAAAAGUUUCCAGAAAACUUCCUAAAUUUCAACACGACUAGAUUACGGGUUUCUCAAAAACAUAACUAGCUAGUUAACAAAAAGUUGCAAGUUGCACACGUAUUUAACGUAUUUACACGUAGUUAACGUAUUUACAGGUUUACGUACGCUGUAGUCUGACGACGUGAACUGAAAUCGAACAUCGUAAGAUAAUUAUUUGGUCGUGAGUUGCGAUCUCUGGUUCAGUGGCCAAUUUAGUGCCACUACGGUUAACGAUGUUCAGUGACACGCGUUUAAAAUAAACCAAUCGUAGGACGGCAUAGGAUUCCGCAAAUUUAUGAAACCGCUACAAAUACAGUUGUAGCGAUUGCAAAAACGUGAAUUUAAGUUCCUAAUGGAAAAUUAAGUUAAUUGAAUUGAAUUGACUUGUAAGAAUGCUAAUGGACAAAGAUCUCGUUAUUUUGAAGAAUGUUUGUCUUUAGGUCAGCCCAUUUUUGGAUCACACUGAUUGAUGUAAACAGAUAACGUAUUGAUAACGUAAAUUUUAGUCAUUUUCUUAAUCAUAGGUCUAUCAUCAGAGGAUCUUAAUUGUAAAAACCGACAUGUAGAGCGCGUUAUUGCGCUGUCUGUUAUCGACUGCGGACAGGAUAUUAUUUCGGAUCUUGAAAAGCAUGAUCAGUAAUGAUCUUAAUCUGUUUUUAAGUGCUGAAGUUGCUAAAAACCGGUGAGUUAAUUUUCACUACUAGCUACAAGACGAUAAUUUCAUUGAUGUUUAUAAACAAGAUUUUUGUUAACAAUCACGUUCACGUCUUUCAUGCUUUAUAAGCGAAAAAGCUUUUAUCUUGUUAGUGCGCAAAUGCUGAUUAUGUAGGGAGCUGCCUUCUGACUGGAACAAAACCACCAUCUCUGUGUGAGAGAGAGGGAGAUGGAGAGAUGAGAUAGGGACAGGGAGGGAGAAAGCAAGAAAGAGAGGAUGGGGAAAAGUAAGUCAAGAUGGAGAGCUUCCUCCAGUCCUGUGUUUCAGGCCGGUGUGUCAGAAGAACUCGGCUCUCAAACCAUCGACCAACACAGCAGCAUCUCAACUUCUUAACCUCUCUGAGGGAUAUAAACGAGUAGAAAGAGAGAAAACAGCAGAGAUGAAAACGUUCGUGCUUAAAUGGACGUCCAACAAGUGAUCCGUUCCUCUCUGUACACUCUGUGUUUAUUUUCUAAUGCAUUCUUUAGUUCUCUGUAUACAGUAUAAACAAUUUACACACACACACACACACACACACAAAUCCUGGAUUGAUUGAUGGAGCACUGAAAGUAAAAAUAUUACACAGUCGAAUCUCCUGGUGGAACAACUUCAUUCAGAGGUGGUGAUGUUUAUUUUUUGUUUAUAUGUUUAUUUAUUUAGUGUUUUUGGGUUUAGAAUUGUAUGUAACAUAAUUCAGAAGGUUUGUUGUUUUGUUGCCUAACGUUUUUUAUUGUUUGUUUUUUUUUAAUGUAACGUCAGGAAAAAAAACUACUUUGAGGUUUUUUUUCUUUGUUUGGUUGGGGGGGGGGUUUGCCUGCCACUUCCUGUUUUGGCAAAGUUGCCAAAUCUGGCCACUUCCUGUUUGGGUGUAGUCAACAAACGUAACCCCUUCUGACUUCUCACUGAAAGUGUAUCAUGGAGAAACAUAAUCAUAUCACAUGCUGUUGAUUCGUCCAUGUUAUAUCACCAGGAAGACGCCUGAUCGCAGCUCGUUGUGUUUAUCGUAACCAAAAAAAAAAAAAAAGGGGGGGUUCCAAAUUUAACAAAUUGCUCCUGUAGAUUGAGAAUAUCCAAUAAAUCAACUUUUUAUAAUUUGGUAAAAAAAAAAAUUUGUAAAGUUGUUUUAUUGGAUAUUCUCAAUCUACAGUUAAUUGUCUUUAAAUUAAGGAGUAAUUUGUUAAAUUUGGUGCAGACGGUUGAAAGAAAUUAGUGAAAAUAUUUACGUAUCAUCUUUUAAAAAUCAAGUUUGGAGAAAGUCAGCUGGAAAUCAACUUAGAAAUGAAUACACUGCAAUGAGAGAGAGAGAGGUCUGAUUUAUUUUUAUUUCCAGGAAGUUUUACAGUGUAAUAUUUUGGUGACGGAUGCGUUAUAGAUUAAGAAGCGUAUUUACAGCAAAAUUAGAGGUGAAAAAAAAGUAGCGAUUUUUUUAUUUUAUUUUAAUUUUUUUCAAACUUUUGCAACACUGGAUUCAGUUUGUUGCAAAAGUGACUUGUCCAGUUUGUAAUUUAUUUAAUUUUUAUUCCCCGCUGGCCGACAGGCCUGAAGGGGGAUUACGUCGUGGUGAUGCGCGUCCGUCCCGGGAAAGCUGCUCACAUUCUGAAAUCAACUCCUCUCUCAAUGUUUAGAGGAAUUUCAUGAAACUUGGCAGGAGUCUUUGUUAUAUGUCGGUAAUACGCAUAUUGUAAUUUCGUUCAAUUUAGUCACAUUUUUCCAGAGUUAUGGCCGAGUUGCCAGCGGAGGAGAUUGUGCUCUCCGAGUGCUCUUGUCUGAAUUUGCUUUCAACAGCAUAAAGGAAAAAGCAAAGGAACACUUUGGUUUGUUUGGCUUUUAUUUUUUUCCAGAAAUACAAAAAAGCAAAAUGAUGCUUUAAAAUAUAUACAUAAAAAAAUUCCAUUGCUUACUGCAACUUUUCCCUAAAGUCAUGAUUCUGCAAUCAGAUUUCAUAAAGAUUGGACUUUUCCAGUGUCUCAGACUCGUAUCUAAGAAUCGAUGUGUAGAAAUUAAAAAAUUGUGAAAAAGUUAAACCGGAUGAAUUUAAUGUCAUAUUUAUUCGAGGCAUUAAUGUUAAUCUUAUUAGAUUUAGUUCUGUAUUUACUACACUGUCAUUACUACAGCAGAUAGUGUUUAUUACAAUGUAAUAAGGGUUUGUAGAAAUACAGUGUGACUGAUUUAAGGCUGGAAGGUUUCCUCAAUACGAACAAACACACACACACACAAUCUUUCUUUUGCGAUUUAAUAAAUUAGAGAAUUCCAGCAUCAUCUUGAACACUUUACAUCGCUCAUGGCACGUGUGUGAGAGAGAGACUGCUAACAUUUGCUGAAUAUAUUGAACUGUACUGUAAAUCUGUGUUUGAAGGCGACGCUGUUGGUUGUGUACAACUCUGUGUUCAAUAAAAUGAAAGAUAUCUGA
Messenger RNA from Neoarius graeffei (lesser salmon catfish), 9611 nucleotides. RefSeq names its product WD repeat-containing protein 7. Gene Ontology annotation, cellular component: cytoplasm. Gene Ontology annotation, molecular function: protein binding. Lineage: Eukaryota; Metazoa; Chordata; Actinopteri; Siluriformes; Ariidae. The record is from RefSeq and is a predicted model, not a curated record. The transcript has 29 exons. The coding region runs from base 138 to 4598 and encodes 1486 amino acids.